AUGAUCGGGUCUGAUCUCUCCGCACCACCUUCACCAGCCGCCUCUCCACCGCCAAGCAAGAGAAAAUCAGCACUGUCCGAUGUAGACGAGACGCCAAAGAAAGAGGCUCGACCUCCGAAGCCGAAGAAAAGCCCCAAGAAGAAGAUCAAGAUUGAGGCUGACAGACAUGGCGAGCGUCAGAAACAUGCUCAGGAUCGGCCUGAAGAGGACCAAAAGCUCAAAGAAGGCAAGUGUGUUGGGAGAGGCACGGCCUGGACGCCCGAAGAACGAAAAGCUGUUAUCACUGCCCUCUGCGCCAAAGGGGCGGCCACUCUAGACUGGAGCGAGCUCAGCGAUCAGUGCGGCAGUCGCACCCCUCAACAAAUCAGGAACUACUACAACAUGGUGUUGAAGGGUCACAUCGAAAAGGUGCGCUCGUGGCUCAUUGCAAGGGCUCUUGGCAACAUGCUCCCAUUACCUAGGCCAAUCUCAAUGUUCUCUCGAGCGAAGGGCAAAGAGCUCGCGAGCUUUGAAGAAGAUCCUGGGAUGACCUUCACACUUCUACCAGUCAACACGUCAACAAGCAGUCAAGCGCAUUCUCGACACUUCUCGAAGAAGAGGAUGAAGAGCGGACCGACCGAUGAUGUGCAGCAAGAAGAGGAAGACGCCAUGGACAGCAGCGCGCCAGAAGACAACUGCUUUGAAAAAUUGAUCAACCAGAGUACGAAGCUCAAAUCGAAGAAACAGGCUAGAGCGUUGGCGAGCCCCAAGAAGAGGGCUGUGUCAAGCUUAGAAGACGAGGAAAUGGACGAGGCACAAUCGCUUCUCCCGCCCACGCCGUUCUCUUCGCAGGGCACUCCUAACAAAACUACUUCUGCACGACUCUCAACAGGUCAGACCAGUCCAAAGAAGAGGCCUGCACCAAAGAAAGAGAUCGAUGAAGAGAUGAAUGAAGCGAGCUCUCCUAACAAAAAGCGUCCGCAGACGGGCCAAGCAGCAAGUGCAUGGACCUCCACGUAUGCGCUCAUGCAGGCGGAGCAACGCAAAGACAUGGUCAUGAGCAUGUGCGACCUGGGUUAUCCUGCCAUGGACUGGGCUGCUCUCGGCCAGAGGUGCGGCGGACGCACAGGGGUGCAAGCUAGAGACUACUGGCGAAAGGUCAUGAAGCCAAAGCUUGCUAAUGUGAGCUGA
Molecule: messenger RNA, 1170 nt
Organism: Ceraceosorus guamensis
Lineage: Eukaryota; Fungi; Basidiomycota; Exobasidiomycetes; Ceraceosorales; Ceraceosoraceae
Exons: 9
Coding region: 1-1170 (389 amino acids)
Source: RefSeq, a predicted model, not a curated record